AUGGAGCCGCGCAAAAUAUUUCAAACGUUAAGGAAGCAGGACCCCGAGAGGUUUCAUGUUCAGAAAGACAUUCAAAACGUUGUGGCGAAGAUUAGAGCCGAACAAAGACAAGGAUUGACUCCCAUGCAGUCACUAGAAAGCAUGCUGAUAAACAACGACUUUAUUUACGAGACACGGGAGGAACCCGGAACAGAGAUCGUAACAGAGAUCUUCUUUCUUCAUCGGUACUCGAGAGACAUGUGGCGUGCAUUCCCCCACGUCAUGCUGAUCGAUGCGACGUACAAGACAAAUCUAUACAAUAUGCCAUUUAUCCAGAUUGUUGAACGGGGUGAUAACUUUGUGUGGGUGCUUGAGAGGGUCAAGUCAAUGUUGGAGGAAUGUAUGGAGCCACGUGUGAUUUUAACGGAUAGAGACCUAGCCCUUAUGGGCGUGUGUGCUAAAGUAUUUCCAGACGCCUCCAGGCUUCUUUGCAGGUGGCACAUACAACAGAAUGUUAUGAAGCACUGCAAGGGUGCCUUCACAGAUGAAGACUGGGAUAAAUUUUUGUCAUUCUGGGGGACAUUGAUUGAGUCUCCAUCCAUACCCAUCUACGAGUACCACUUCCGCAAUAUGCGAAAGCGACUUGUGGAGUGCAAACGUUCUAGAGUCUUCAAUUACGUGUACGAUAACUGGCUAAAAGACUAUAAGGAGAUGUUCGUCUUUGCGUGGACUGAUAAGAGGCGCAACUUUGAGCGUCCGAUUCAACUCGAAGACAUAGACGUCUUCUGGCAGAAACUUAACUUCCAAAGUUGUAAAUUGAUAGACGAUAACGUUGACGUGGUCGAAGAGCUAAAUAUUGUUAGACAACAAUUAGAGUCGCACCCCCCAGCUCAGCAAAAAAGCCUGAUGUCAAAGAUUAAAGCGGUGUUGACUCCAAAGAAAUCUACCAAGAAACCACCAGUUGUCCAACAAAAUACUCGUGGCCGACCAACAACAAAGCAUGUACAACAAAGGUUGGACGAGGCCUCUCGUAUAGAUGAAGAAUUGAGAAGAAGCUCCUUCGGUGAUGCAAACACGUGCUUUGAAGGUUCCCGACAAAGUAAGUACGAUAAACCUUGCCACAGCUCGUACGUUCCGUCACAGGCCUCUCAACAGUCGGUUAUAAGGUCCCAAAAACCCAAAGCGAGCCUAAGUCGUUCAAAGAGUUCUAAGAAGAAAGAGACACGAGAUGAUCACGGUUUUCCUUUAAUCAUUGGGGACGAGUACGUGGGAAUCAUCGAACGGUUUAAGUCUGCCAUUCCACCAGUGUUUCAUCCGCACGUCUCGUGCAUACGAGAUGUGAUGCCGGACGGUCAUUGUGGCUUUCGGUAUGUGGCUGUAGGCUUAGGUAUGGAUCAGAGUUCAUGGGGGCUCAUUCGAAGGGACCUUGUCCAAGAAAUGGAUCAGAACGAAUCGAUCUGGUUCCCAAUAUUUGAAGCAUGGGCUGAAGGCUACUUUGACAGGCAUCGUCAGGGCCUAAUUUGGAAUUCAGUGUCCGGUUGUGGGGGGGGGGUCACUGGAUGGACUUCCCCUUCGCAGGACUUCUUAUUGCACAAACGGGGUAUCGGGGUGCACCUGUUAACGACAACCAUGGGUGCGAGUUCCACUUACUUCCCGAUACUAAGUCCUCCAGCUAAUCAACAACCAUUAUUCAUAACGCUUACACAUGUUAACGAGAACCACUUCAUACAUGUUAAGCUGGAAGGGGAUUAUCCUAUGCCACCAGCACACGGGCUAUGGUUGACCCACCGAAGACCCCAUACGGAACAAUGGGAAGAUAUGUACUUGCCACGUCUAGAAUGGUAUACAUCGAUAAUGAAUCCUCCGCCAAUAUCAAACCCCAGUCUUAAUUACAUAGAUAGUUAUACGGAAGAAUGA
This is a messenger RNA of Helianthus annuus (common sunflower), 1896 nucleotides long. RefSeq lists its product as uncharacterized. Lineage: Eukaryota; Viridiplantae; Streptophyta; Magnoliopsida; Asterales; Asteraceae. The transcript has 4 exons. The record is from RefSeq and is a predicted model, not a curated record. Gene Ontology annotation, biological process: regulation of DNA-templated transcription. The coding region runs from base 1 to 1896 and encodes 631 amino acids.